This is a messenger RNA of Coccomyxa subellipsoidea C-169, 2292 nucleotides long. RefSeq lists its product as hypothetical. The transcript has 12 exons. Gene Ontology annotation, cellular component: vacuole. Gene Ontology annotation, biological process: carbohydrate metabolic process. Bases 1 to 1935 code for a protein of 644 amino acids. Gene Ontology annotation, molecular function: beta-galactosidase activity. The record is from RefSeq and is a predicted model, not a curated record. NCBI's taxonomy places the organism in Eukaryota, Viridiplantae, Chlorophyta, Trebouxiophyceae, Coccomyxaceae.
AUGGUGCAGACAUAUGUGCCCUGGAAUUUGCACGAGCCCAGCCCGGGGAAAUACAACUGGGAAGGAUACGCGGACCUCACUGGCUUUUUGCAAGUGGCGGCUGAUCUGGGGCUGAAUGUCUUGCUUCGCGCCGGGCCCUACAUCUGUGGCGAGUGGGACUUUGGUGGCUUGCCUUGGUGGCUGGGCUUCCCUGGGGUGGCUGGAGGCGGCAAGCUGCAGCUGCGCUCCACAGAUGCUCGCUUCUUGAGGCUGGCUGAGGGGUGGUGGAACGUGCUCCUGCCCAGAAUAGCGCCCUUCCUCUACAAGAAUGGCGGACCCAUUCUGAUGGUGCAGGUGGAGAAUGAGUACGGCUACUGCGGCAGCGACGCUGGCUACAUCCGGCACCUGUUGCGCAUAGCCAAGGCAGCGCUUGGGGAUGACGUCAUCUUUUACACAACAGAUCCCCCAAGCCUGGCCGAAGCGGGGUCCCUGCCAGGGGAUGAGCUGUACACUGUGGUGGACUUUGGGCCGGCCGCUGAUGCAGCGCAGGCGUUCAAGGCACAGGCGGCCAUGAACGCCCCUGGAAUGUCCCCGCCCUUCUGCAGCGAGUUCUACACUGGGUGGAUCACGCACUUUGGGGAGAAGAUGGCCAACACUAGCGCGGAUGAUUUGGUCGCCUCCCUCAAGACCAUCCUGCGGUACGGCAAUGGCAGCGGCUCUGUCAACUUCUACAUGGCACACGGCGGCUCCAACUGGGGCUUCUGGGCAGGGUCCGGUGGUGAGAAUGGGGUGUUUCUGCCCCAGCUGACAUCAUAUGACUAUGACGCCCCCAUCAGCGAAGCCGGCGGCAGCGGCCAGCCAGGCAUCGGCGGCCCAAACAAGUUCCUGAUGAUUCGCGAGGCGAUCGCGAACCACACCGGCAACGCGCUACCCGAGGAACCGCCGCUGCCGCCGGCGCGCGCGUUCGGGCCGGUGCAUCUUUCAGAGCGGGCCGCUCUGAUGGAGUCACUGCCGCUGCUGGCACCCGGCGACGGCAUCCCUGCCUUUAAGCCGGCUCCCAUGGAAGCCUACGGCCAGCCGCAUGGGGUGAUUGUGUACCGCACGAUUCUGGCUGUGGGGGCGCUGAUUGGAGGGGGCGUGCUGGACCUUGGAGAGCCUGUCCAUGACUAUGCCCAGGUGAUGCUGGAUGGCAAGGUGGUGGCCACGCUUGAGAGGAGCUGCCCGCGGACAGUGCGACUGCCAGAGGUGCUCAUAUUUCUGAGUGAUGUCACCGUGCUAGACAUCGUCGUGCAUGCCAUGGGCCGCAACAGUGGCGGCUGCGACUGGGACCCCAAGGGCAUUGCCUAUCCCAAUAUACAGCUCAAUGGCAAGGUGCUGUAUCACUGGCGUGUGUUCCCCAUUCCCCUGAGCGAGCCUCCCACCCGGGCCCUCAUCAAGAGCACAGACAGCGCCCACGCAUCUGCCAGGAGUCCCAAUGGAGGCCUGCAUGAUGGGCUCCCAAACACAUCGCAGCAUGCAGUUAAAGGGUCCACGGUCAGUUUGGAUAGUGUAGAUGCAGACAGAGGGCUGCACGGGAAGGAGGCUGACAAGGAGUGCAGGGCAUGGCCCACAACGGGCGGCCCUUCUGACGGCCCAGUCAUACUCAGGGGCAAUUUCAGCGUGCAGGAGAGUGACAUCAGCGGGUUGGGCCAUCCGCCGGACACAUGGGCGGACAUGAGGGGGUGGGGCAAGGGGCUGCUGUGGGUGAAUGGCUUCAACCUGGGCUGGUACUGGCCCCUGCUGGGCCCCCAGAUGCGCAUCUAUGUGCCCGGGCCGCUGCUGCGCGCUGGCAGCAAUGAAAUCCUGCUGCUGGAGUUCGCCCAGGUGCCAGAGGAUGCAACAGUGGCUCUUAUGGAGGGUCCAGACUUCUUUGGGCCGAGCAGUGAUAGUGGAGAACUGUUGGAAUCGUCAAGAUAGUAGAGGACUUCGUGCCCUGUCAACUGUGGGCGCUGUGCAUUCUGACGAUGGCAAUAAUCGUAUGGAGAUUGCGUUUUGGUUGAUUCUCAAAUAUUUGGUAUUAGUCAUGGUUGCUUAGCCUGCACAAUUUGCAGGGCCUGUCUGCCGAUCAUUUGCAGCUUGAGGAUGAACAUUGCAAUGACAGACCCAGAUAUAACGCAUUUGAGUGAAUAUUUUAUCGUUGAUGAUUUGUAGGAGUCCAGGCCCAUGACAUUCAAUUUGAUACUUGUUCAGAAUGAAUGGCCCUAGCUAUAGCCCAUCACCAUCAUCAGUCCACCUGAUCCACCUUGCGAGAAACAUGGAAGCUGCUGACAUUGU